AUGGAUAAUUCCAAGGAGAUUCCAAACUUUACAAAUCAACUUUUUCAAGCACGUGAAACUCUUACGACUAUCACUGAAAAAGAUGAAUCAGCAGCAGCAGAAGAGGAUCUUGAACAUUCAAAAGAGUUUCCAAAGUUUAUGGAUCCUCAUCCUCUAAUGAGACGGGAAUUAAAUUUUAGUUUGAUACCCAGGGUGCCUUUGACAAUUAAACAUAAAAUUAAAAAUAAACGCUUACAGUCCUGUUUGAGUAGAGUAAUGACCCAUCUGCAAAAUAAAGAUAGAAGCCUGAUACUACAGCAAAUGGGAAAGAUGACUGAUGAAUCGAUGCCGUUGAGAAGAGUCAAUGUACCCUCUUGUUUACUACACUUUAAUAUCCAUGAUAUAUUAGUUAGACAAGCACUUUGCUGUGCGCAAAUUGGUCGAGCGUUACCUGGUCCAAGUCAACCCAACACAUUACCUUGGCUAACAGAUUCCGGUCCUUGGCCAUCAUUACAUACAGCGCGGCAAACUUUUGAUGGUUUGCCACCGAUACGUAGAAGGAAAUUUGUCGAAGAAAUAGAGGGCCCCGUAGAAAGUGUCGAACAAGAAGAAUUACUUAUGAAUAUGGCGGCAAUGAAUAUCAAGGAGCCAAGACCUCCUCCGACUGAAUAA
Cotesia congregata is the source of this 651-nucleotide messenger RNA. NCBI's taxonomy places the organism in Eukaryota, Metazoa, Arthropoda, Insecta, Hymenoptera, Braconidae. The record is from the annotation of a GenBank genome assembly.